CUUGGCAAAAUUGCUUCCGACUACAUAUUCCUUGUUCUACAAAAAUCAGCCACGUGAUGCUCAGACGACACGUGAUGCCGACUCACAACAGCCCACCAAUUCAUUCAUUGACACUUCCAAAAUAUUCGAGAGGAAACCAAGAGUUUUGAGCAAACUUCGUGCGUUAAUUUAUAAAAUUAGUUCAUGACGAAGAAGACGAUGAUGAUGAGAGGUGGCUGGUGCUCUUCUAUAAAUUCUCACCUUCUCUUCAGAUCUUUUCCAACCACAAGACCAACUUAUUCCUCCUCUGCUUUCUCUUCUUCUUGCUACAACAAGAGAACCAAUUACAAAUUCUUCUUCACAGCAAUCACCAUGAGCGGGAGAGAUAACGAGAACCCGUAUUUCGAGACGCCGAGAUCGGUCAUCCAGAAAGUCCUUGCAAAGGCUCAACAUGAGGGUGAAGGAGCCAUUGUUAGGAGAAGCAUUGGAAGGCUGGAGAUUGGGAGUGUGGAUCCUUUUCUCAUGCUGGAUGAAUUUUCAGUCUCUCUUCCUUCUGGAUUUCCUGAUCAUCCUCACAGAGGUUUUGAGACUGUCACAUAUAUGCUAGAGGGGGCCUUUACUCACCAAGAUUUCUCUGGACACGAGGGAACAAUCAGAGCUGGAGAUCUCCAGUGGAUGACCGCAGGCAGGGGAAUUAUUCACUCUGAGAUGCCCGCUGGAGAAGGAGUUCAGAAGGGUUUGCAGCUUUGGAUCAAUCUCUCAUCCAAAGACAAAAUGAUCGAGCCUAGAUACCAAGAACUGAAGAGCAAAGACAUUGCCCAAGCUGAAAAAGAUGGCGUCUAUGUUCGAGUCAUCGCAGGCGAAGCAUUCGGAAUCAAGUCCCCUGUCUACACUCGGACCCCAGCAAUGUAUCUCGACUUCACAAUGAAACCUGGAUCCCAAGUUAACCAAUCUAUUCCAGAGUCCUGGAACGCAUUUAUUUACAUAAUCGAAGGUGAUGGUAUUUUUGGAAAUCCAGCAUCGCCUCCUGUAUCGAGCCAUCAUGUAAUUGUUCUGAGCUCCGGCGAUGGUGUCAGUGUUUGGAACAGAUCGGGGAAUCCGUUGAGGUUUGUUUUGGUUGGAGGGCAGCCGUUGAAUGAGCCGGUGGUUCAGUAUGGGCCUUUUGUUAUGAACACAAAGGCCGAGAUUGAGCAGACUUUUGAGGACUAUCACUUGUGCAAGAAUGGAUUUGAGAAGGCUACGCAUUGGAGGUCUCGGCCAUAGCUUCAUGCAGGGGGCACUAAAGAUGAGAGGAGAUAAACGUCAACUUCCAAUCCCCCACUGUACUUGAGAGGUUCUAGAAGCUUUUUGGGUGAUUGUGGAAGUCUAGUGAUGAUACUUGAUUUGUGUUAUGAGAUUGUCUUCCUUUGUGUCGGAUCAGUUUGCUGUUACUGAUAACUUAAUUAUUUUUUGUUUACAUUGGUGUUUAAUGUUAAUAACAGAAUAAAAGUGAGAGUUUUUUUUUU
Messenger RNA from Asparagus officinalis (garden asparagus), 1484 nucleotides. Its product is annotated as pirin-like protein. NCBI's taxonomy places the organism in Eukaryota, Viridiplantae, Streptophyta, Magnoliopsida, Asparagales, Asparagaceae. The transcript is spliced from 7 exons. Bases 184 to 1242 code for a protein of 352 amino acids. The record is from RefSeq and is a predicted model, not a curated record.